AUGGACUUUGCAACCCUUUUCAAGGGCAACCUAUCAGCCAUGGCCGAGAACAUGACUGGCGGAAGAUCGUACUCGGGCAACAACAAGAUGAUGGAAAGCCUAUUGCCCAUGCUAGGCGGCCAGUUUAACCCCGUCUUCCGAUCCCUGAUGUUACUGUAUCAGAUGAUCGGUUCCAACUUGGGAAUCGACCCAACCAUUAUCCUGACUCUGGUAGGUUUCUUCUGGGCUACCAACCGAGUUGUCCGUCAAGUAUACGGCGCCAUCUUCCGACUGGUCCAGGAGAACUUCAUGAGCAACAUUCACAUCACAAGCACCGAUGAGAUCUACACUCAUAUGAUGAAGUGGCUGGCACUGCAGCCGCUGAUGGCAAGCUCCCGGUCUUUGACGGCCGAAACCGUAAGCAAGACCGCGUGGGAAGAGGAAGAAGAGCUCGAGGCGCUGCAGACAAGAACCAUUGCUGGUAGUGGUGGCGGCAAUACGGAGUACCUCAACUUUUCUAACCAGGAGGCCAAAGCUCCCCCGAGAUACGUGCCUGCAGUAGGCGUCCACGGCUUCUGGUUCAAAGGCCGCUACUUUAGACUUCAGCGAAAGCUACAGAACGUGUUUGACGGCGAAGCGAACUACGGGACGUUCAGAAAGGAGGAGGACCUCAUUGUAUCGUGCUUCGGCCGGAGCCCAGAGCCUAUCAAGGAACUCCUACAAUUCGUCAAGGAAUUUUAUUACCAAGACCAUUACGCUCGCACAACGAUCAAACGCCCAAGUCCAGCACCGAUGCGCCGGUACGGCGGACGUUACAACUGGAGCCAGGUCGCCAACCGCCCCGUCCGGCCCAUGCGGACUGUUGUUCUCGACCCGAAGCAGAAGGGCCAGGUGCUUGCGGACAUGAACGAAUACCUCCACCCGGCUACCCCUCGUUGGUACGCCAACCGUGGUAUUCCCCUGCGCCGCGGAUAUCUCUUCUACGGGCCACCAGGAACCGGAAAGACCUCGCUGUCGUUUGCAUUAGCUGGCGUCUUUGGUCUGGACAUCUUUGUCAUCUCCCUACUUGAGCCGACGUUGACAGAAGAAGACCUCGGGACGUUAUUCAACUCAUUACCCCGCCGCUGUGUGGUGCUACUCGAGGAUAUUGACACGGCAGGUCUGAGCCGAGCGGACGAAGAGGUUGAUGCUGCCCCUCCGACGACAAAGGAAGGCAGCAAGAAGACGAGCAAGGAUGACUGGAAGGUGUCUGACCUCGCGCGUGCCCUUAAGAAGGAGGCCAAGAACGACGAAAAGAAGGGCAUUUCGCUGUCCGGACUCCUGAAUGCCAUUGAUGGCGUCGCAUCACAAGAGGGUCGCAUUCUGGUCAUGACGACAAAUAAGCCCGAGUCUCUGGACGAGGCUCUAAUCCGACCUGGCCGCGUCGACCUGCAGCGCAUGUAUGAGGCGGAUGGCGCUUCUCCGGCCAAGCGCGUUGACGGACACCUCGCUCCCCCCAUGAACCCGGCGCCGCCCAUCACCGUGAACGGCGGCACGUCCUCCGCAUCAUCGUCCUCGACUGCUUCUCCCACCAAGUCAUCGUUUCCCGAUAAACCCUUGUCGCCGGAGGCUAGUACAGAGGCCGAGAAGAAGCAUGAGUUCGACGCCGAAGAGCUACGACGGAUCGCGGCCGAGUUCGGCGCCCUGAUUCCCGAUGGACUGUUCAGCCCCGCUGAAAUCCAGGGGUUUUUGCUCAAGCGCAAGAAGGACCCUAGACGAGCGCUGAAGGAGACAGCUGAGUGGGUUGAGGGGAUGAGGCAGCAGAAGGAGAACAGGACCAAGGUGCUCAAGGUGCAGUGA
Messenger RNA from Colletotrichum spaethianum, 1818 nucleotides. RefSeq names its product putative mitochondrial chaperone BCS1-B. Gene Ontology annotation, biological process: mitochondrial respiratory chain complex III assembly; protein insertion into mitochondrial inner membrane from matrix. The record is from RefSeq and is a predicted model, not a curated record. Gene Ontology annotation, cellular component: mitochondrial inner membrane. NCBI's taxonomy places the organism in Eukaryota, Fungi, Ascomycota, Sordariomycetes, Glomerellales, Glomerellaceae. The transcript is spliced from 4 exons. Gene Ontology annotation, molecular function: ATP hydrolysis activity; ATP binding. The coding region runs from base 1 to 1818 and encodes 605 amino acids.